AUGGGGGUCCGUCCAAAAAGAACGUUCACACGUUGCAGCCAGUCACAUGCCAAAGAAACAUCAGCCAAAAAACACUCACCUUCGGGUUACUUCCACCUCGCCUCCCAUGCCAGUUUGGCCGGUGCCCCAGGUGUUUUCUGGUGGCACAUGACUGAUUUCAAGGUCCUUCCCUGCGUGCAGCUCUUCGUGUCCCUUCCGCACCUCUUCCUGGCGCUCUCCCAGGUGCCGAUGGCAGCGCUCAGUGCCGAAAUGCGGCUUCAGCACUUGCAACGCACCCACUCCACAGCCAGAUAUUGGCAAGAGGCCUUGCUGAAAGCUCUAGCCCACGGCCAAAAAGGUGACGAUCGGAUGCCAGAUCUCAGCUUCCAGCUUGGCCAGCUAGUCUUUGAGUCGACCCAAACACCAUCCGAAGCCUCGGCCCAGCCUCGGCCCAAAGCACGCGAGCUGCGGAGACGAACCACGCCACAGUUGACAUGA
Durusdinium trenchii is the source of this 477-nucleotide messenger RNA. The record is from the annotation of a GenBank genome assembly. NCBI's taxonomy places the organism in Eukaryota, Dinophyceae, Suessiales, Symbiodiniaceae.